AAAUAUCACGACCAAGUAUCAGUCUGUGUAAUUCGUGAUAUUCAAUGUUAAUUUAUUCUAAAAUCAAUUUACAGUAAUACAAUAUAUAUGAAUUAGUAGCAAUAUUUGCGAUUAUUUCGCGUGUACAGCCAGCGGUGCAGUCCAGACCCUCCUGUAUGAUUAUUCUAUGUAUCUCUGUAUAAAUGGAGCGGAGGCUCUGUAGUCGAAAUCAGUUCGCGAACGCGCGUACCGUUGAAUAGAGACGGCUGUUGGGCAGUGGUUUUAUAAAUAUAAAGAAAAAUGCGCAGGCUUAUUGUGUCAAUAGUAACAUUUGUAGUCGCGUGGGGCGAAGACACCACUGUGGGGCGAGUUGUGGAACCGAGCAACAGCGUGGUCCCUGACGGUCUGGCCGACACAGAUUUGCUGCUAGCUUUUGUGGUAUUCCGGCAUGGCGAUAGAACGCCAGAUUUGGAAGAGCUGGACCUUUAUUCACACGACGCAAACAAUAAGGAUGUAUUUUUCCCAUAUGGAAUGAAAGCCUUGACGAAUAAAGGGAAACAACGCGGCUAUCUUGUAGGGGAAUAUAUACGAAGACGUUACGACGAACUAAUUUCCCGGCUGUACCUUCCUGAUGAGAUCAAAGUUCGCACGACAGAGUACGCUCGAACAAAGAUGACUGCGCUGACUGCACUGGCGGCUAUGUACCCGCCUUUACCAGCACAGAAGUGGAACCCAGGGCUGGAAUGGCAACCUAUACCAUUCGAUACGUUAGGUGCAUCAGUAGAUGAUCUGUUAUAUUGGUACUACUGUCCACGAUACCUUUGGCUAAGAAACCAAGUUUAUAGUUUUCCGGAAGUGAAGAAAUGGCUGAAGCCUUAUCAGAACUUAUUUACCUAUCUGACAGAAAAAGCAGGAAAAAAUAUCACUACGCCAGAGGACGUUUUCUUUUUAGAUAAUCUGUUUCAAGCUUUGGAAAAUGUAGGUAUAAAAUCUCCGAAGUGGGCACAGGAAGUGAUGCCACAAAUAAAAGAAAUUACUAAAAUUGAAUACGCCAUAGAAUUUUACAACGCCGAACUGAUAAAAUUAGCUACAGGAGUACUUAUGAAUGAAAUAUUGAAUGCAACGAAUGCAGCAAUCGCAGGCGACAUGGAGCAAUAUAAAUUACGUUUGUACUCUGGUCACGAAAACAAUGUUGCUGCGCUAAUGGCUGCAGUCAACGUGUUCACGCCCCACCAACCUAAUUAUGGCGCCACCUUUUCACUAGAGCUGAGGAAGCAUCGGUCAACAGGACAAUAUGGGUUUGCGGCUGUAUACGCUAAAGACGCUGGUGGUCCUGGAACAAUACUACCAAUAUCUGGCUGCAGUGGUUCACCAUUUUGUGAUUAUGAAACCUUUCUCAAUAUCACAUCAGAUGUCGUGUGGAGUUUCAAGGAAUAUGAAACACAGUGUACCAUAUUAGUACAGUGAGUUUCUCUGUCAGAAGUAAACACCGAACAUUUUUUAUAAAAAUGUGUGAUUUAGAUAAUAGUAACGAAUCAAGUGGCUGUGACAUUAGUUAAAAAUGUUCGCUUUGUUUAUUAAAUUAUAUUUACUUUAACAAA
Molecule: messenger RNA, 1580 nt
Organism: Galleria mellonella (greater wax moth)
Lineage: Eukaryota; Metazoa; Arthropoda; Insecta; Lepidoptera; Pyralidae
Product: venom acid phosphatase Acph-1-like
Exons: 7
Coding region: 280-1446 (388 amino acids)
Biological process (GO): dephosphorylation
Molecular function (GO): phosphatase activity
Source: RefSeq, a predicted model, not a curated record